UAUUUUUUUCCUUUCAGUAAAAGCAUUUCAAGAAGCCGACAAUAAAACUGGGCCAUUCAUCUUCACCCCCACAAUCUGCUUCAUCACUAAUUUUUGUCUACACCUCACUCACUUGUUAGCCACUUCCCUUUCCCCAUUUCUCACUCAGUAACUCACUCUCCAUCUUUUAUAUCUGCCAACUUUCUAUCUCAGUCAAUCUUUAACAACAUUUCAAGAAACCAAAAACAAAAAACUUUUUCUGACCACCAUUGAUACCCUUAGUAAGCUAGUUGGCUAUAACCCUUACUUAUAAUUACACAUACCCACUUGUUUCACUUUCAUCACUAAUGGCUGUCUUAGUUUUUGCAUUUCUCAUGUUGGUCAUGACUGGCCAUGCUAGCUGCACAUGGUGUGUUUGCAAGGAAAUGCCAAAUCAAGUACUUCAAAAGACUUUAGAUUAUGCUUGUGGAGCUGGAGCUGACUGUGGUCCUAUUCAUUCAAAUAACCCUUGUUUUCAACCUGAUAAUGUAAGAGCUCACUGUUCUUAUGCUGUCAAUAGCUUUUUUCAAAAGAAAAACCAAGCUCCUGGCACUUGUGAAUUUUCUGGAAGUGCCACCAUUACUACUUCUGAUCCCAGCAGUAGUGGCUGUUCUUAUCCUGCUACAGCAAGUGCUGCAGGAACUAGCAUAUCGACGAAUCCAACUACAGGCACAGGAACAGGCACCACAAAUCCAUCAACCACACCCACAACCAAAAAUCCAUUAAACAAUACGCCUACAACCACCGGACCAUACAGUACAACACCUUCCAACGGUGUGUUCGGCAACGGUGUGAGUCCAACAGGACCUGGAAUCAACACAGACUUCAGUGAUGGCGGGUUCCGAGUUCCGAACACUAGCUUCUUUUCUGUCAUCGUAACACUCUUUGUUUCAGGAUUGAUGCUUUUGUGGGGCUAAACUGCAAGAAAUUGUGACCAACUUAGAGGUUUAAUCAAGUGGGGUAGUUGGUCACAGGUCAAGUUGAGUAUGAAUUUGCAUAUAUGUAUGUGGGGGGUAUGCAUGUGAUUCUGUUCUUUUUUUCAUCUAAAAGACAUGCUAGCUAAGUUUUUGUUUGUUUCUAUGUACUACUCUUUAUUCAUUUUUGGUGGUUUUAUGGUAGCUUGUUGGCUGGACAACUCUCUAUCAUUUCAUCUGUUUGUACAUCUAGAUUUAGAUCUACAACUUCAGUAAUUUAUUAGUCUAAUUGAGUAUUUCACUUCCAUUUAA
Messenger RNA from Mercurialis annua (annual mercury), 1244 nucleotides. RefSeq names its product PLASMODESMATA CALLOSE-BINDING PROTEIN 3-like. Bases 327 to 935 code for a protein of 202 amino acids. The record is from RefSeq and is a predicted model, not a curated record. The transcript is spliced from 4 exons. Lineage: Eukaryota; Viridiplantae; Streptophyta; Magnoliopsida; Malpighiales; Euphorbiaceae.